This is a messenger RNA of Frankliniella occidentalis (western flower thrips), 3205 nucleotides long. RefSeq names its product 1-phosphatidylinositol 4,5-bisphosphate phosphodiesterase zeta-1. Gene Ontology annotation, molecular function: phosphatidylinositol-4,5-bisphosphate phospholipase C activity. The transcript is spliced from 14 exons. Bases 230 to 2797 code for a protein of 855 amino acids. Lineage: Eukaryota; Metazoa; Arthropoda; Insecta; Thysanoptera; Thripidae. Gene Ontology annotation, biological process: lipid metabolic process; phosphatidylinositol-mediated signaling. The record is from RefSeq and is a predicted model, not a curated record.
GGGGCCGCACCGCACCAGUGUGUUGGUCGGCGAGCCGCUGGCCGAACGCCGCGCCGCGCUCCGAUCCGAUCCGCCGCCGUCCAAUUCUCAGCGCCCCGCGAAGCGUGUCGCGGCGUGGUGCGGCCUGGCGUCAUCGCGGCGCUCCCGACAGUCCGCGCGGCCGACGCGUCCGCCGAGGUGGCCGAUGUGGUAGCCGCGCCCGCCCAGCCCAGAGGGCCCAGCACAUAGCAUGGCAGAGCCCAGCAUGGCGGAGGAGGAGCUGGUCGUCAAGAAGGUGGCGGGGCCCCAGCUCCAAGACGGGCCCGAGUUCCGCGAGGCCGUGGCUCGAGCACAGACCGCCGAGGACGACCUGGAGGUGAUUCACAAUGGCACCCAGAUGUGGAAAGUGCGCUCCUUCUCCAAGUGGUACCACCGCAAGUACUUUGUGGACAGCUCCGACGGCAUGCUCAAGUACGAGCCCACCCACAAGAACCAGUGUUUCAAUGAGCCCAGAUUCAUUGAGGUGAGCGAGAUACUAGAUGUGCGCCGAGGCUGGAAGACGGACACCUUCAACAAGUUCGGCAACAAGGUGGUGGGCGAGCAGCGGCGGCUGAAGAGCAAGGUCAUGAAGCGGCUCGGCUCUGACGGGGAGGCGGAGGAGCCCGGCAAGCCGCUCGUGGACGAGGCGUGCUGCUUCUCGGUCGUGUAUGGCGACAGCCGCGGCAGCCUGGACCUGGUGGCGAGCUCCCCGCAGAUGGCGGCAGUGUGGGUCCGCGCCCUGCGCCACGUCGUGACGGUGAUGCGUGGCCUGAAUCAGGAGAAGAGGUUCAACAUGUGGCUGAAGAACCAGUUCGUGGCCGCCGACCAGGACAACAGCGGGUCGCUGGCUUUCGACGAGUGCCUCCGGCUGCUGCUCCGGCUCAACGUCAAGAUGAGCAAGAAGGAGGCGCUCUGCAUCUUCAACCUAGCCGACACAAACAAGUCCCAGGGUCCCAAUGAGGAACCGUCGCUGGACGCUAAGGAGUUCGUCCAGUUCUAUCAGCUGCUUAUGAGAAGACCGGAGGUGGAGGACAUUUACCACAGGUACGCCCGCAGCGCGCGGGAGAUGACGGCCCACGAGCUGCAGCACUUCCUGAAGAAGGAGCAGAACAUGUCGGAGGCGACGCUGGACGAGUGUCGCUGUCUCAUCGACGCCUUCGAGCAGUCGGAGCUGAAAGCGAGCGGCCGCAUCUCGGUGCACGGCUUCACGCACAUGCUCCGCUCCGAACAGUUCCAAGUGAGGAAGGUGGCCCACAAGACCGUGUACCAGGACAUGACUCAGCCCCUCAGCAGCUACUACAUCGCCAGCAGCCACAACACGUACCUGCUGGGACGGCAGGUGGUCGCGGACAGCACGAUCGAAGGCUACGUCGAAGCUCUCCGAAGGGGAUGCAGGUGUCUGGAACUGGACUGCUGGGACGGCCCGGACGGCGAGCCCGUCGUGACGCACGGCUAUGCGCUCACCUCCAAGCUCAUCUUCCGCGAGGUGCUCAAGGACGCUAUCCUCCCAAACGCUUUUGUCUGCUCCGAGUACCCCGUGAUCCUGUCCCUUGAGAACCACUGCACGCCCGAACAGCAGAAAAGGCUGGCCUUUCACAUCAGCGACGUGUUCGGCGAUCUCCUGUACCUGGAGGACGUCCCCGAGGACCUGGAGGCGCUGCCCUCCCCGGAGGAGCUCAAGCACCGCAUCCUCAUCAAGGGGCGCAAGGCGGCGCCGGUGCAGACGCCCGAGAGCGAGUCGGACGACGACGACGAGAUGGACUCGCUGUCGCCACCCAACGGCCGCAGCAACGGCAAGAAGUCCUCUGAGUCGAGCAGCGAGAGCGAGCCGUCCAGGCCGCCCUCGCCGGCCGCGCAGGACGCCGGCCCGGCCGCGCACAAACCCGCCGUCCGCAAGGUGAGCGCGGCGCGUAGGAAGCCGUCCACCGCGGCGCAGCUGGAGAAGGUCACGGACCAGAAACUCAGCGACCUGGUGAACGUGUGCCAGGGAACACACUUCCACGGCUUCAAGGAGCCCGGCAAGUGCUACGAGAUGGUGUCGCUGUCGGAGAGCAAGGCCGCCAAGCUGAUCGAGAAGAGCGCCGAGGCCUUCGUGGAGUUCAACACCCGGCGGCUCAGCAAGGUCUACCCGGCGGGCACGCGGACCGGCUCCACCAACUUCCAACCCUGGCCGUACUGGAACGCGGGCUGCCAGAUCGCGGCGCUGAACUACCAAGGCCAUGGAAAGCCCGUAUUCAUCAACGAGGCCAAGUUCGGUGACAAUGGCGGCUGCGGUUUCGUACUCAAGCCCGACUACCUGAGGCUGCCCGACUGCGCCAAGUUCAGCUACACCCCGACAGCCAACUGCAUCAACCAGCUCCACGCCUUGAAAGACAGGAGGCGGCUGUUGGAGAUCAGGGUCAUCAGCGGCCAGCACCUGCCUAAGCCCGAGGGCGAGGGCCUGACCGACAUCCUGGACCCGUACGUGAAGGUGAAGAUCAUCGGCCACCCGAUGGACAAGAGGAAGCGACAGACGCACGUCAUCAACGACAACGGCUUCAACCCUCGGUGGGACUGCACAUUCCAGUUCGUCAUCAACCUUCCGGAGCUCGCCUUUGUGUACUUCAUUGUGAAGGACGAGACACCUCGGCGCCACGACCCCGUCGUCGGGGCCUACGCCCUGCCGGUCCUAUCCAUGGCCCCGGGGUACUCGCAUGUGCCGCUCGUGGACAUGAAGCGACGGGCGCUGGAGCCGGCCACGCUCUUCAUCCACACCAAGGUGACCGAGGUGUCCUACUGAUGGGUCGCAGGUCGCGCCCACCCCCUGUCUGUGAUGUUGAUACCGCCCGAGCCAGAGCGCCGCAGAGCGUUGCGGCGACACUACUCGACGUGUCAAGAUGUCGUCGUUGUUUUUGAAGCUGAUACCUUUACAUACCAACAAUGGAAAAUCUGAAAAUGCUGAGUUCGCAUCUUCGUGCCUAUUUGAUUUGAAGAGUUGCUGAGCUAUACUGUGUUGACGCUGUUACAUUGCCUAUUCUUUGCUGAUCAUUCUUAAUAAUCAAUGUCAAGGGUGCUACGUUGAAACAAUUGAAACCGAACCGGUGUGUGAAGAACGAGUGCCACAAACAAGUGACUGUAAGUAGUUUUAAAAGAAUUGUUAUUGUUUUUUAAUUGAAUAAAAUUUUAGCUUUUUAAAAGAGAAACCUUA